Molecule: messenger RNA, 2069 nt
Organism: Lolium perenne
Lineage: Eukaryota; Viridiplantae; Streptophyta; Magnoliopsida; Poales; Poaceae
Product: putative clathrin assembly protein At1g03050
Biological process (GO): vesicle budding from membrane; clathrin-dependent endocytosis; clathrin coat assembly
Cellular component (GO): clathrin-coated pit; clathrin-coated vesicle
Molecular function (GO): phosphatidylinositol-4,5-bisphosphate binding; clathrin heavy chain binding; SNARE binding
Source: RefSeq, a predicted model, not a curated record
AGGCAAAUGUCAAAACCUCCCAAAACCGUGACCGUUCAUGGCGCCCUCCUUCCUCGGACGGUCGGACCUCCUCUCCACCACCCGCAUCCUCGCGCGCGCAUUCCCAUCCGCGCUUCGCCUCAGACGUACACCACCAACGCCAGCUUCCCCUCCCCGCGUUUGGCCACCGCCACGAGUCAUCACAACGCGAAAGAAUCGACCAAUUGCUCCCCGGCCGGACAAACAAUGGCGCCGAGCAAGCUCCGUAAGGCGCUGGGCGCGGUGAAGGACCAGACGAGCAUCGGGCUAGCCAAGGUGGGCAGCGGCAGCGGCGCCGCCUCGACGGAGCUGGAGGUGGCCAUCGUCAAGGCCACCAAGCACGGCGAGAGCUUCCCCGCCGACGAGCGCCACAUCCGGGAGAUCCUGGCGCUCACGCGCUACUCCCGCGCGUACGUCGGCGCCUGCGUGGCCUCCCUGUCGCGCCGCCUCGGGCGCACCCGGAGCUGGGACGUGGCGCUCAAGACGCUGGUGAUCGUGCACCGCCUCCUUGCCGACGGCGAGCCGGCGUUCGAGCAGGAGCUCUUCUACGCGACGCGCCGCGGCACGCGCAUGCUCAACAUGUCCGACUUCUGCGGCCGCGCCCGCGCCGACGCGUGGGACUUCUCCGCGUUCGUCCGCACCUACGCCGCGUACCUCGACGACCGACUCGAGUACCGGAUGCAGGGCCGGCAGGGCGGCGCCAACCGCUGCAAGCUGCUGCGCGACGAGCUCUACCGGUCCCCCGGCAGCCGCUUCAGCAACGACGGCGCUAACGAGAGUCGACGGGAGGACGCGGCGGCCGAUGCCGACGCCGACGCCGACGCCAAGGCGGUGGCGCUGGUGCCGAGGGACACGCCGACGAGCGAGAUGACGCUAGAGCAGCUGCUCGGCAAGGUCCAUCAGCUGCAGCAUCUCCUCGACCGCUUCAUCGCUUGCCGCCCCGUGGGCGCGGCGAGGACGAACCGGGUGGUGACGGUGUCGCUGUACCCGCUGGUGAAGGAGAGCGUGCAGCUGUACUGCGAGCUCACGGAGGUGAUGGCGGCGCUCAUCGAGCAGUUCCCGGACAUGGAGACCGCGGACUGCGAGCGCGUGCACGGUGUCUUCUGCGGCCUCGUCAAGCAGAUCGACGAGCUCGAUGCCUUCUACGCGUGGUGCAAGGACGCCUACGUCUGCCGCCAGUCCGACGUGCCGGACGUGGAGGUCAUCACGCAGAAGAAGCUGGAGCUCAUGGACGAUUUCAUCCGUGACAGGCGCGGCGCCGAGUCGCAGCAAAAGCUGUCGCCGCCGUCACCGGAAUUGCCCAGCCCGGAGCCGGAGGCUGAGGAGCUCGACAUGAGCGCCACCAGGGCCCUUCCGGCGCCUGCGGAACCGCAACCGGUGCAAGAGGAGCACAAUUCCGGCGAGGCGUCGCAUGCAGAGCAGGAGCUACCACUGAUCGCCACCGGCGUGGUCGAGGAAGAGGCGGACUUCUUGAAUUUGAAGGCGGACGCCAUGUCCGGGGAAGAACACGGGCAGCUUCUCGCUCUGGCGCUGUUCGAUGGCAACCCUGCCGGAUCGGCGCCGACAUGCGACCUGUUCGACACCUCGUCGGCGGACUGGGAGACGGCGUUAGUCGAGUCGGCGAGCGCGCUCGUGAACCAACGCGCGGUGCUCGGGGGCGGGCUCAACAUGAUGGUCCUCGACGGUAUGUACAACCACGCAACGGCGGCGAACACACAGGUAUUCUCAGGCAGCGCAAGCAGCGUGGCUUUGCGGCCGCCCGGUACACCCAUGCUGGCACUUCCUGCGCCGCCGGGGAUGUGCAGCGUCGCAGCAGGUGCGGACCCCUUUGCGGCGUCGAUGGCAGUUCCGCCACCAACGUAUGUGCAGAUGUCUGAUAUGCAGAUGAAGCAGCAACUUCUGACGGAAGAGCAGAUGGUGUGGCAACGUUAUGGCAACAAUGGUAUGCAAGGGCAAGGGGCCCUGUCAAUGCUAGAACAACGGCCUCCCGGUGUUUACCAUCGUGCUUCUUAGAAAUUGAAACAUUAAUUGUCUGUUACACAUUUUAAUUG